Messenger RNA from Penicillium macrosclerotiorum, 810 nucleotides. RefSeq lists its product as uncharacterized. Lineage: Eukaryota; Fungi; Ascomycota; Eurotiomycetes; Eurotiales; Aspergillaceae. The transcript has a single exon. The coding region runs from base 1 to 810 and encodes 269 amino acids. The record is from RefSeq and is a predicted model, not a curated record.
AUGGCUUCUGAUAGCCUGAUUAGUGUCCCCGUUGGCCUCUGCGCUGCUAUCCUCGGAGAAACCGAGUGCAAGCAGCAGUCCGUUUCCAAUGGUCUGAUCAAUGUUCCCAUCGAUGGUUGCAUUGCCGCUCUCGGAAAGGCCAAGUGCGACCAGGCCUCGUCUUCCUCCAGCGAUGGAGGCUCCCUGAUCAACGUGCCCAUCAACAUCUGCCUGGCCGUCCUCGGUGAGGCUCACUGCCAGCAGAGCUCUCAGUCUUCGGGUGGUCUCAUUAAUAUUCCCAUCAACGUUUGCCUCGCGGUUCUGGGCGACGUAGACUGCCGGGAUUGCUCUGAGGACUCCUCCACCACCGUGCCAUCCGUGCCUAGCUCUGAGACUCCCGCGAGCCCUUCGAGCACCGCCGGAACUCCUCCCCCUGCAAUCACUGGACACCCUGGCAAUCCUUCCGGCUCUGCUCCGUCCGGCCCUGCUCCGACUGGCUCUGCUCCCUCUGGCUCUGCUCCCUCUCCUUCUGGCUCUUCUCCCGCUCCCGGUGGAUCUGGACCUUCUGGUGUCUCUCCUGGCCAUUCCCACUCUGCCGGAGCUAUGCCCGCCUUUACCUCCACUGUUACCCACUACAAGACUGUCUGCCCGAUGGCCUGCGGUUCUCCCACCACCUCUCUGCGCCGUGUGACUCCCACUGCCUCUGCUAGCCACACUGCUGCCAAGACCCCCACCACCAGUCCUGUUCCCUUCAACGCGGCUGGCCGCGCUACUCUAUCCGGGGUUGCGGUGGCGUUUGGCGCUCUCUGUGCCCUGGCUAUGCAGAUCUAA